Entamoeba dispar SAW760 is the source of this 1620-nucleotide messenger RNA. RefSeq names its product replication factor C subunit, putative. The transcript is spliced from 4 exons. Gene Ontology annotation, molecular function: ATP hydrolysis activity; DNA binding; DNA clamp loader activity. Gene Ontology annotation, cellular component: DNA replication factor C complex; nucleus. Lineage: Eukaryota; Evosea; Mastigamoebida; Endamoebidae. Bases 1 to 1620 code for a protein of 539 amino acids. The record is from RefSeq and is a predicted model, not a curated record. Gene Ontology annotation, biological process: DNA repair; DNA-templated DNA replication.
AUGUCACUCCCCUGGGUGGAAAAGUAUCGUCCUUCAACUACAGAUGGUAUAUUUGGUCAUGAGUAUAUUCUUGAAUCUUUAAAACAAUUUAUUAAUGCCAACCAAAUACCUCAUAUGCUUUUUUAUGGUCCACCUGGCACAGGUAAAACUACAACAGCUUUGGCUAUUGUAAAACAAUUAUGUGGAACUAAAUUCUCUGCAUUAGUACUAGAGUUGAAUGCAUCAGACGAAAGAGGGAUUGAUGUUGUUAGAGAUCAAAUCAAAUCAUUUGCAUCAACACGUACCUUAUAUACUAACUGUACUAAAUUUAUUAUAUUAGAUGAAAGCGAUAAAUUAACUAAAGAUGCUCAAAAUGCACUUCGAAGAACAUUAGAGCAAUUUUCUGCAAAUUGUAGAUUUAUUUUUAUUUGUAAUGAAGUUCAUUUAAUAACUCCAGCUAUUCAAUCACGUUGUGCAAAAAUGAGAUUUGGUCCAUUAUCCCCAAAUGCUUUAACGAAAAUUGUUGAAAAUAUUACAACGAAGGAAGGAAUGGAAAUUGAUGAUGAUGCAAAAAAGUCUAUCAUAGAAAUAUCAAAAGGAGAUGCUAGAAGUAUUAUUAAUACUUUACAAGCAUUGUCAAUGACUUGUAAACAAAUUACUAAUUCAACUUUAUACACGAUGGUUGGAUUACCUACUCCAGCACAAAUCGAUGAUAUUAUUUCAGAGUUAUUAAGUUCUCCUUAUUUUGAAUCUUUUACUGUUGUAGAUAAUUUAAUUAAAGCUGGUCUUUCUUUAAAUGAUAUUAUCAUUCGUGUAGUACCUAAAUUAAUUGAAGGGAAAUUAGUCUCUGUCUUAGAUAAAACUGCCAGAAUUCAAUGUCUUUACCAACUUUCUCUUAUUGAGCAAGCAUUAUCUAUUGGUGGAAAUGAACGAACUCAAACAGCGGCUUUUGUGGCAGCCUUUCAAUUAUUACAAAUUUCAUCUCCAAUGUUAAAAAAAAAACCUAAAAGAAAACUCAAAAUUUUUAAAAUCUUUUUUAUGGCUAUCGUUGAAAAAGAAUUACAAUACAUUAAGAAAGAACGUUUCUUACAAAACAAACCUAGUACUAUGUAUUCUAAUCCUUUCAGACUUCAAUAUUUUCAUAAUGCCAAUGAAGGACCACAUGGAUUAACCAGUAUAUUUCUUAAUUAUUUUUUUGAUACUACAAUAGUCCAUAUGGCACCAUUAAAUCCUUUAGGAAGUUUUUAUUAUCAGUUAGAUGCUUUAUUAGAAUAUCACCCUCAUAUUUGCAUUGGAGAAGGAUAUGGUGCUCUUAUUUUGUAUCAUUUCUUAACUAAUCAUAAAUACGAUGGUAAUUCAGUGUUAAUGUACCUUCCUUUAUCUCUUGUACAUUCAAUUCAUCUUCCAUCUAAAGGUAAACACAUCUUAGUUUUUGAUUUAAAAGAAGUUAAUGAAAAAAAUGCUAUCAAAUUACUUCCUCAAGAAGGUGAAAUAAAUAAAGAAGAAACAGAUAGUUCAAUUUGUUUAAAGAAAGGAAAUAUUAGUAUUUAUUUAAUCAAACUUAACAAACAACAAUUUGUUAAUAUUGAAGAAGCUAAGACAAAUAAAUUUACUUUAAAAAAUGUUAUUGAAACUGAAUGA